GGAUCCUCACAAUCUCUUGAAGACUCAGGAGAGCAGCUACAGAGACCACCCAGAGAACAGAGAUGCCGCUCAGCAGAGCUCUGAUUUUGGGGGUCCUCGCCCUGACCACCAUGCUCAGCCCCUGUGGAGGUCAAGACGACAUUGAGGCCGACCACGUAGCCGCCUAUGGUAUAAAUAUGUAUCAGUAUUAUGAAUCCAGAGGCCAGUACACACAUGAAUUUGAUGGUGACGAGGAAUUCUAUGUGGACUUGGAUAAGAAGGAGACCAUCUGGAGGAUCCCCGAGUUUGGACAACUGACAAGCUUUGACCCCCAAGGUGGACUUCAAGAGAUAGCUACAGCAAAAUACAAUUUGGAAAUCCUGAUGAAGUCAAAUUCAACCCCAGCUACCAACAAGGUUCCUGAGGCGACCGUGUUUUCCAAGUCCCCUGUGCUGCUGGGUCAGCCCAACACCCUCAUCUGCUUUGUAGACAACAUCUUUCCUCCUGCGAUCAAUAUCACGUGGUUGAGAAACAGCAAGCCAGUCACAGAAGGCACUUUUGAGACCAGCUUCCUCUCCAACCCUGACCAUUCCUUCCACAAGAUGGCUUACCUCACCUUCAUCCCUUCUAACGAUGACAUUUAUGACUGCAAGGUGGAGCACUGGGGCCUCGACGAGCCGGUUCUAAAACACUGGGAACCUGAGAUUCCAGCCCCCAUGUCAGAGCUGACAGAGACUGUGGUCUGUGCCCUGGGGUUGUCUGUGGGCCUCGUGGGCAUCGUGGUGGGCACCAUCUUCAUCAUUCAAGGCCUGCGGUCAGGUGGCCCCUCCAGACACCCAGGGCCCUUGUGAGUCCCACCCUGGGAAAGAAGGUGCGUGGCUCUCUACAGGGAAGAUGUAGUGUGUGGGGUGACCUCGCACAGUGUGUUUUCUGGCCCAAUUCAUCGUGUUCUUUCUCUUCUCCUGGUGUCUCCCAUCUUGCUCUUCCCUUGGCCCCGAGGCUGUCCCAUCUCAUGACUCACAUGCCCUUGGAAUUCUCCUCUGAUCUGAGUUUCAUUUUUGGCAUCUUCCAAGUCGAAUCUACUAUAGAUUCCGAGACCCUGAUUAAUGCUCCACCAAACCAAUAAACCUCUUAUAAGUU
Molecule: messenger RNA, 1119 nt
Organism: Rattus norvegicus (Norway rat)
Lineage: Eukaryota; Metazoa; Chordata; Mammalia; Rodentia; Muridae
Gene: RT1-Ba
Product: RT1 class II, locus Ba
Exons: 5
Coding region: 63-830 (255 amino acids)
Biological process (GO): antigen processing and presentation; immune response
Cellular component (GO): MHC class II protein complex; membrane
Source: RefSeq, marked validated